This is a messenger RNA of Histoplasma capsulatum G186AR, 2046 nucleotides long. RefSeq names its product HET domain-containing protein. The coding region runs from base 1 to 2046 and encodes 681 amino acids. The record is from RefSeq and is a predicted model, not a curated record. Lineage: Eukaryota; Fungi; Ascomycota; Eurotiomycetes; Onygenales; Ajellomycetaceae. The transcript has a single exon.
AUGGAGAGCUUCCCUCAAUAUACAUAUCAACCUCUUCCAGCCAUUGCCUCAGUCGGAAAGACUCCUCCUUUUACCCGCCUUCUUCUCCUGAGCUCGGGUCAACCUAACGACCCACUCCAUGGAAGUCUGUUAACCUAUGCGUUGGAUCCGGAUUUCGCGCCUAUACCGCCUUACGAAGCUCUUUCUUACGUUUGGGGCACGGAGGCAGAACAAGUUUCCAUCCACGUCGAUGGACGACCAAUUGCCAUAAAGCCAAACUUGGACUCAGCUCUCCGUAGCCUCAGGCUGCCAACGCAAGCGAGAAGAGUUUGGGUGGAUGCACUCUGCAUAGAUCAGUCAAAUAUAGAAGAACGGUCAAGACAAGUAAGGUAUAUACGAUUUGUAUACAAAUAUGCUACGCGAGUCGUCGUAUGGCUCGGAUGCUGGACUCCCGGCGUGGAGAUGGCUUUUGAGCUUGCAGAGCGACUGGCAGUGGUGCGGGAGCGCUGCGGUGCAGACAAAGCUGCUUUGCAAAAAGCUGUUGUUGAACUGGCAGCAGGAGCUCCAGAGGCGUUCGAUCACCUCAACCAGUUGUUUGAUCGACCGUAUUUCCUCCGGAAUUGGUGCAUCCAGGAGGUUGUUGCAAGCAGGUGGGCUAUAGCGAGGUGUGAGGGACUGGAAAUGAAUUUCUUUGACCUCAUUGCCACAACCCCAUAUAUAUAUGUGAAGCGGGACCAGAUACUGCUCGGAAUGCCAUUUGAAUUCUGGAAUAUGAUAUUCAUGGUCCGGCAACCUUCAAGCGAACUUCGCCGUGGAGCCGUCGAAGGAUCAUUGGGUUCUCUGACAUUGCUGCUCGCAACAACGCGAGAUUUUAAGGUUACCGAUCCACGGGACAAGGUGUUUUCAAUAUUGGGGAUAUCCGAUGAAGGCUUAGAGCCAACUAUGGCUUUCACGCAAACAAUGUCGACCUCGGACCAGAACCCGGCACUUAUGCUGUACCGCAGAAUUGCAAUCGGCAUAGCAAAGCGUGUUAAUAACCUCGGCCCGGAUGUCGACAUCCUCAGACACAAGGUGUUGCGGCCUGAUUAUAAUAAGAAUUUGCUUGAGGUAUACAGAGAUCUUACCAGAUUUUUAAUCAGGAAGAGCCCUAGGGUUCUUACUGUGUUGUCGCAUGUGCAGCACACGGAUGACCCAGCUCAGAGCGACUUCCCAUCCUGGAUUCCGAAAUGGUUUCAACCCCGCCAGUGCAGUGUCUUCGACGCAGGUUGCUUUCUUGCUGGGUUUUGUGACGGCCAUUUUCGUUAUUUUGCAGAGGCUGAAGAUAUGCCGCUUUCAAAGGAGCCUCUAAGGCCGAACUCACUCCAGUUACGCGGCUUCCAUGUGGAUAGAGUUAAAUCUGUCAGCGAGGUAUUAGAAUACAGACUCACUGGCUCAUUUCCCUUUCAAGGCUUGUGGGAUCAAAUGUUCAGCUUCCCGAUAGACCAAGCCCAGAUGGCUGUGUACCAUGACAAAACCCCUCUGGUAAUGGCCUUCUGCCUUACAUUGCUUGCGGCCCCAUUGGGAGCGGCAAUUGGGGAUAUUAAUCAGCUGAUGGGGGAUAAGGAUGGCUUAACAAAAGAGAGGUUUAUGCAGCAGGGCAAAGCGGACGCUGCUGCGUACCUUCUAUCCAACAUCCUUAUAGCCGAUAACCUUUCAAUAACAUACGGCCCUCAGAAGGACAUUCUCCUUGACCACCUUUGCAGCCUUGCGACUGUGGAUGCUGGUGAAGGAGGAGCUGAUGCUGAUCGAUUCGAGCAUGGUGUGAGAUCUGUAUGUUUCCAUCGCCGCUUCUAUAUUACAGAGAAGGAUUAUUUAGGUAUCGGCCCUCAGAUGAUGCGUCCUGGUGAUGAAGUCUGUGUGCUUUUUGGAGGCCGGGUUCCAUUUAUCUUACGUCGUAUGCCGGACCACCAUCUCUUCAUCGGAGACACAUAUAUCCACGAGCAUGAUGUUAUGUGGGGGAAGAUAACUGAGGGCAUUAAACGUCGCAGAGAAACUGAUUUCCCUGUAUUCCUAUAUGAAAUGAAAUGA